AGUGCUCUGGAGCGCGCUAGCACAUAUUCCCUCGGCAUGUCAAGCUACCCUUCAUCGGGCACGUCGGGCUCACUUUCUUGCUACAAAGUGCUGAAUUCUGGCCCCAAACUGUGGGAGGAAGCGUUUCCAUGUGGAAAUGUCAACACCACAUCUCCUGAUGUGAUGUGCUGUCACAAGGGCGAUCAAUGCCUUUCAGACGGACUUUGUAAAUUCACGCAUUCCCAGGAGCUUACAAGUGGAUUCUACGUUGCGCCGUGUACAAGCAAAACCGGGGAUGGCGAAGGCUGUAAACAUGGCAUAUGUGCCGAUCACGAUUGGCCCGACGUUGUGUUCGCGGAUGGACGUUGGGCGUGUUGCGGCGACUCCACCAAAGGCGGCCCAAACUGCACUCAAGUCACGAACGAGUUUUUCAACGCUCCAUCACCCUCAUCACUCGCAACGCUUUUCUCCGUCCCCCCAUCUGGCUACUUCGCAAUAAGUACUGCGAUUCAGUCUGCGUCACCGAGCGCCCCAGCUGCAAUAUCAUCGAUAGAUACGCCAGCCACAUCUCGGACCGUUCCAGGGGGAAGGUCGUCCUCAUUAUCAAUACUAUCGUCCUCGACGAGCCCCGCAACAUCAUCUCAACCACCUAAAUCGUCUACUGAACCAAUCAACGGAGGUGGCGGAAGACUGUCGAAAGGUGCAAUCGCUGGGAUCGGCGUUGGAGUGGGACUGGCGGUUAUCGUCUGUUUGGUUGGAUCACUGAUACUGUUUCGCCGGAGGAAACAGAGACAAAAAAUUCCACACCCUGGCAACAAUGAGCCACCCACUUACCCCGAAUACAAGGCAGAGUUGUCGGCGGAGCCGCCAGCUCCUAUGCUCGCUGAGUUGCCUUCCACUCCGAAGCAAUAA
Periconia digitata is the source of this 891-nucleotide messenger RNA. The record is from the annotation of a GenBank genome assembly. NCBI's taxonomy places the organism in Eukaryota, Fungi, Ascomycota, Dothideomycetes, Pleosporales, Periconiaceae.